AUGAGUCGUCGUCACUAUGGUUGUGUUCUUUGCGGAUAUGCAAUUUCCGGGUUUUCAACACCUACCUGGAAAGUACCUCCCUGGCUGAGCGAAUUCCGUGCAGUCUGGACAUAUCCACCACUUGGAAUCUAUACCUCUGGGAUUGGUACCUUUGACAUAUCAGUUUGCACAUGGACUGUACCUAUUGAUCCAGAUAUGCGUGUGCUUAAUCCCGACAUACCAUUCAAUGACAAAGCCCACAUCACUGUCAUGAGAAGCCGCCCGAGAAGAGGCAUAGAGUUAAACUCGCAUGGAUACGUCUUUCAUGAUGCUUGCUUUGAGCUUCUCAGGGAGACCGCACCUGGGGUUUGGGUUGAUCCCUGUCGACUUUACAGGAUAUGCAAGUCGUUACCUUUCUCUUAUCGAGGUAUUGGUGUUUGCUGGGGCCAUGAUUAUGGGGGCCUCUGUGAAAUGGACUUCGAAAAUCAACACCAUUACCCAUGGGAAGAUCGAGUCAUGCGGACAUACAAAGAGUCGAAAGUCCUUGAAAAUGCGAGAUAUAAUCCACUUUUGAUCCAGGAGUUGGAUGAGUGCAUAUCGGUGCAUAUAGAUCCUGAAUAUCAACAUAAGUACCUCGAAUGGGCUGGCUCGAGUAGCAGAAAUUGCUUCUCGCUCCUUCCGUGGGAGAUUCGCGUGAUGAUAGCGUUGUGCCUACCUAUCAAGGAUGUUUUGAGCCUUGUCAAGUCCUCCAAGGCCUUUCUCCCACUUUUGAGUGACCAGACCUAUUGGGCUUCCGUUUUUGAUCCCGGUGCCGAGUGCGGCUUUCUCUUCGAGAGAUCACACUUAAAGCGCUCGCCAGAGAUUGAUUGGAUUGCUAUCUACAAAAAAACGAUGUAUACCAAGGAUAUAUUUGGCAUGGAGAAUAGAAAGAGAAUCUGGCCUUUAGCCAAGAGGAUUGUCAAACUGCUUGAGCUGCAUCCGCCUCACGAGAAUGAUGACUUCUUCGGGGAUGACCAUGUACGGUCUGACGAGAUUGAAGAUAUGGCUGAAGCUGAAGAAGAUGAAGAAGAUCCUGGUGCGCGUCGAUGGAAGGUUGCGGCGGAUAUCAAAUCGCCUACGGUAAUCAAUGACGAAUUCGAGGCGGGUUGUCGGCUACUCUUCGAUCAAACUGUAACUUUACCCGAAGAUCUCGUUUCUAUCGCUUUUUCAGUCGUGGCGGAUGGAUACACCGAAUACCUCGUUGGUAUGCGUUUCAUAUCGAAGGAUGGCAGUUCCAUACAAUUGGGCUAUCUGAACAGACAUAAGGAGCUAUACUACAAAGUCACGUCAUUUCAAGGGUUUAUUGUGGCGAUGGGAUCGCGAGGAUUGCACGGUCUUCGAAUUCUCGGCACAGAUGGGAGUAUCUCAGAGUGGUUUGGAUCUCCCAAGGACUCGCCAAUAUCGGAACGACUGAUGAGCGUCCAGUCUAUUACUAAGUUGGAAAUUGGUCUAGAUGGUUAUAAAAUAGUUUAUCUGAAAUUAGGUGGCGUAGAUCAAUCAGAUUAUGACCACCAGGUUGCACCUUGGAGGGAAUCAGCCUUGUGGUAUCCUGGCGUACCCGCUCCGAAUCUGUUUGUGAAUGAAGCGUCAUUUAUAGGCGAACAUCCACUUACCACUAGCUAUCAACCAUUAUGCUACAUCGACUUUGGCGGCCCCAAUGGUGUCUAUCUUCGAUCGUUGACCGAAAUCCGUGUUUUUGCGAACAUAGACAUCUUGGAAAUCGACUUUCUAUAUGAAACUAACGCCGCACAACCGAUACAACCACAAAAGCUAGGUCGUACCGAGAGAAAUUUCAGUCCAGCUUCUGCCCAAAUCUUCUUCAGUCCAGGUGCUGCACAAGCCUUCUCCAGUUCAGCUUCUGUGCAAACCUUCUCUAUAGACGGCCCUGGUGGAGAAAUUAUACAGCAUGUUGAGGUAAUUGUAAUACGUACAGAGCGGAAUGAUGCAUAUAGUUUUGAGAGACAUGGGAAACUGAAAUCCUUCAAGAUUACCACGAAUCGCGGAAGAUCUGUCCAUUUUCGGCCUCCUAGAAGGUCGAAUGACGGUACUCUUAGCCCAUUGACACCGAUGGCGAUUGAACCAGGGACUACUAUUACUGGGUUCUAUGGCAGUCAGAAAAUGCCAAUGGCAAGUCUAUUCAGCUUAGGCGUGAUUUCUCAGAUGAUUCACUAG
Messenger RNA from Talaromyces marneffei, 2190 nucleotides. RefSeq lists its product as uncharacterized. The transcript has 5 exons. Bases 1 to 2190 code for a protein of 729 amino acids. Gene Ontology annotation, molecular function: protein binding. The record is from RefSeq and is a predicted model, not a curated record. NCBI's taxonomy places the organism in Eukaryota, Fungi, Ascomycota, Eurotiomycetes, Eurotiales, Trichocomaceae.